GGGGGCAUCCAGAGCACAUUGAGAUUAGACUUCUUCAGUUGAGGUUCACCAUGUCGGACAAGAUCGUACCCAUUACUCUUACUACUCUUUAUGAGAUGAUGGUGGACUUGACACGGAGGGUUGAGAGGAUUGAGUUUAUUUUAUCGGAGUAUCCAUCGUCAUCGAGAGGAGUUCCAGGAGUAGCGACGCCUUCAUUGCCACACUCGACUUCACCGGCACUUGUUGCUUUGGGUGCCUCACAUCCACGGCCUCGCCCACAUUCAGUGCUCCAGCAGCAUUCCUCAUCCAUUUCAUUGGCUACGUCGACACGACCUCCAUCCUGGCUUCGCGGCCCUCCGGUCAUUACAGUUCCUCAGGAGCGAUUUCACCCUCGUCGACGAUGUCGGAGACAUUUUUCAGAUCUGAGCACACCCCUGAGUAGAGUCUUUGAGACGUUCCAAGCCAUGGGAUUUUUGGCUCCUCUGGCUCCUAGGGCACUUCCGGAUCCUGUGCCUCCGCAGUUUCGGCUUGAUUUAUACUGUAUGUACCAUCAAUCGGCAGGACAUCACACUGAUCGUUGCACUGCUCUACGACAUGCCAUACAGGACAUUAUUGAUUCUGGGACGUUUGGGCAUCCUCAGUCUGAUAUGUUUCCUAUUCCUACCUCAGCUCAGGCCAUGCAUGUAGACUCCCCUCCACCAGCAGUCCCUGAUCUUAUUGAUUUGGGCGAUUGA
Vitis riparia (riverbank grape) is the source of this 713-nucleotide messenger RNA. RefSeq lists its product as uncharacterized. The transcript has 2 exons. Bases 51 to 713 code for a protein of 220 amino acids. The record is from RefSeq and is a predicted model, not a curated record. Lineage: Eukaryota; Viridiplantae; Streptophyta; Magnoliopsida; Vitales; Vitaceae.